AUGGGGGCUCGGGUCGCUCGUAUGUUCAGAAAUGUCAACAUAGAGAACCGAGUACACCGAGAGAUCUCCAAAGAGAAGCCGCGAGCAGCGCCCCGACACAUGGCUGACAUCCCUGAAGUGGAGGCAACGACAGAGUCAGUCCACCAGAAGAACGACCCGCUGCUCGCACUCCUCAAGUCCGUGUAUGUGGAGUCUAAAGACCCGGUGGCAGCAGCAGAGGGACAAAAGGAAGUGACGGCGGUGGCGGAAUUACAGCGACGGCCGCUGAAGUACAGCCUGCCGGGUGACCUGUACGGCCAGAGGGAGCUCACAGAUGUUCCCAAAGGCAAACUGACCAUCGCUGAGGCUCUGAAGGCCCUCAGCAGCCACCAGCGACAGCCUCAGGACUGGACGGUGGAAAAGAUCUCUCAGGAAUACUGGCUGGACCUGAAAGAGACGCAGGCUCUCGUACAGUUCUUCAUGCCCUUCCAGGUUCACAUCAUUCCACCCAAGACUGACAGCGUCAAACAGAUAAAGUCUUCUUAGGACUGGAAGACACCGCUGCUUUAUUUAUGUAUGACAAUAAAAUGCAUGGGAAGAGUGAGCUGAUAGAAACUGAUGAGCAGAGGUUAACAAUGAUCAAUACGUACAAAUGAUGAAAUUACUUUAUUUUUUGGAUGUUAAACAAAGUCCACAGGUCCAAAAUGAAACCGGUUUAAAGGAAUAGUUCAACAUUUUGCUUUCUUUCAUGUGACGUGAUUAGCCUAGCUUAACAUAAAGAAUGGAAGCGGGUGGAAACAGCUAGCAUGGCUGUGUCCAAAGUUAAAAAAAAUACACCUACCAACACCUUUAAAGCUCACGAUGUAACAUUUUUAAAAUUUGUAC
This is a messenger RNA of Scomber japonicus (chub mackerel), 864 nucleotides long. It is a transcript of the gene ndufaf4, whose product is annotated as NADH:ubiquinone oxidoreductase complex assembly factor 4. Gene Ontology annotation, cellular component: mitochondrion. Bases 1 to 525 code for a protein of 174 amino acids. The transcript has 3 exons. The record is from RefSeq and is a predicted model, not a curated record. Lineage: Eukaryota; Metazoa; Chordata; Actinopteri; Scombriformes; Scombridae. Gene Ontology annotation, biological process: mitochondrial respiratory chain complex I assembly.